CACUAAGUACAUGGAGCUGAAAGAGGAGAACCAGCAGCUCCGGAAGGAGAUGGAAGAGUUGCGGUUGCAGCUAUUGCAGGAAAAGGACAACAACCGGGAGUGGGAGACCUUCACUGAGGAGCUCGUGAAAGAACUAGAGCAGCUGUGCCGUGAAGUGGACACCCUGAAGGCAGACAGAGCCCUGCAGAUGUUGGAGUUGGAGAGGCAACUGCAAAUAGAAAAGGACAACAGCCAGAAGUUAGAGAACAUCAGUAAGGAGCUAUUGAAAGACCUAAAUCGGGUGCUCGACACAGUAGACACCCUACAGGCGAAGGCCCCACAGAUGUUGCUGUUGGAGUGGCAACUGCAAAUAGAAAAGGACAACAGCCAGAACUUAGAGAACAUCAAUAAGGAGCUAUUGAAAGACCUAAAACAGGUGCUCGACGCAGUAGACACCCUACAGGCAAAGGCCCCACAGCUGGACCCCUCCCUUCUGGCCUCCAAGAACCGGCAGGCGGCCAAGGAGAGGGAGUGUGAGGAGCUGUACGAGCUGCUGGAGCAGCUGAUUCAAGUCCACGAGGCCCUGCGGCCGGACCACGCAAGCCUGGGGGCGCUCCAUGACCAGCUGUCUGGGCAGUACCAGGCCCUCGUGGAGGAGCACAGCCGCCACAAGACCCUGCUGCGCCGUUCCCUGGAAAUGGCGAGCAAGGCGUUCGGGCGUAGGUGGGUGCCGGCAACGGUCCGGGUGACUGGCGAGCUCUCCAGGCUCCCAUCCCCCUUUGCUCUGGCCCCUCGUGGUUCCCCUGGAUCUGCUGCUUCACAGGAAGAGAAGUGAAUGGAACGUCCUCCUCAGCGAUGUGG
Myotis daubentonii (Daubenton's bat) is the source of this 840-nucleotide messenger RNA. RefSeq lists its product as uncharacterized. Gene Ontology annotation, cellular component: cytoplasm; centrosome. Gene Ontology annotation, biological process: cytoplasmic microtubule organization; cytoskeleton-dependent intracellular transport. Gene Ontology annotation, molecular function: microtubule binding; dynein light intermediate chain binding. The record is from RefSeq and is a predicted model, not a curated record. Lineage: Eukaryota; Metazoa; Chordata; Mammalia; Chiroptera; Vespertilionidae.